AUGGCUCCCCAAAAGCUUUUCACCCUCGAGGGCAAAGGCCUGAAGCUCGACACCGCUCAGGAUCUGGAGGCGCAUAUUGCUGACCUUCGCGCCAUGGACGAUGUCGAGGAGGUCAGGUUGCUUGGAAACACGCUGGGCGUCGGUGCUUGCCAGCUUCUUGGCGAGGUCUUGUCAACCAAGAAGUCGCUCAAGGUUGCAAACCUCGCCGACAUCUUCACUGGCAGAUUACUGAGCGAGAUCCCUGAUGCCUUGUCAUCCCUGCUCACGUCCAUCCUCAAUCUGCCCAAUCUUCGAACCAUAAACCUCAACGACAACGCCUUCGGCUUGAACACCCAGGCUCCCUUGGUCGCAUUUCUCGCCAGCCACGUGCCUUUGCAGCACCUUUACCUCAACAACAACGGUCUGGGGCCUCACGCCGGUAUCUUGAUCGCCGACGCACUGUCUGAGCUGCACGCAAAGAAGGAGCAGGCUCGCAAGGCCGGCCAAGAUGUGCCCGACCUCGAGACAGUCAUCUGCGGCCGCAAUCGCCUGGAAAACGGUAGCAUGACCGCUUGGGCCAAGACCUUCAGCCUACACAGCAAUGUCAAGGAGAUCAAGAUGGUCCAGAACGGCAUUCGACAAGAGGGAAUUAUCCAUCUGCUUAGCCAGGGCUUGAACCACGCCCGCAGCCUCAGAGUCCUUGAUCUUCAAGAUAACACUUUUACUCGUACCGGUGCCAAGGCUCUGGCCAAGGUUGUGUCUCUUUGGUCUGAGAUCCAAGAACUCGGCGUGGGUGAUUCCCUUCUGGGCACCAAGGGUGGUAUUGCGCUUGCUGCUGCCCUUGCCAAGGGAAAGAACCCGAAGCUUGAAAUCUUGCGCCUGCAGUAUAACGAGAUUGCCGCACUGGGAGUAAAGGGCUUUGCGGAAGCCGCAAAAGAUGGUCUGCCUGGUUUGAAGAAGAUUGAGCUCAACGGAAACAAAUUUGAAGAAGAAGACGAGUCUAUCCUGGCUCUGCGAGCCUUGCUAGAGGAUCGCAAAGAGAAAUUCGGCGGAGAGGUUGUGGAUGAGGACGCUUGGGGACUGGACGAAUUGGAUGAGCUUGAGGAAGUUGAUUCAGACGAGGAGGAGGAAGAAGAAGAGGAGGAGGAGGAGGAGGAGGAGGAGGACAUUGAACCCAAGGAGAGAGCCGAGAAGCUUAUCAAGGAGGCGGAAGAGGCUCAAGAGGAGCCUACUGUUCAGCUCAAAGACCCCGAAGUGGAUGCGUUGGCCAAGUCUCUGGAGAAAACGUCGAUCUGA
Messenger RNA from Pestalotiopsis fici W106-1, 1275 nucleotides. RefSeq lists its product as uncharacterized. The record is from RefSeq and is a predicted model, not a curated record. Gene Ontology annotation, biological process: nucleocytoplasmic transport; activation of GTPase activity. Gene Ontology annotation, molecular function: small GTPase binding; GTPase activator activity. The transcript has 2 exons. The coding region runs from base 1 to 1275 and encodes 424 amino acids. NCBI's taxonomy places the organism in Eukaryota, Fungi, Ascomycota, Sordariomycetes, Amphisphaeriales, Sporocadaceae. Gene Ontology annotation, cellular component: perinuclear region of cytoplasm; nucleus; cytosol.